Molecule: messenger RNA, 1278 nt
Organism: Plutella xylostella (diamondback moth)
Lineage: Eukaryota; Metazoa; Arthropoda; Insecta; Lepidoptera; Plutellidae
Gene: spag4
Product: sperm-associated antigen 4
Cellular component (GO): nuclear envelope
Molecular function (GO): protein-membrane adaptor activity
Source: RefSeq, a predicted model, not a curated record
GAUUUUUGGUUAUGGUUAUUAACUUUUUAGUUUUUUAUUUUUAUGUUGGCGCUUGGCGGGUUUUUAUACUUGAAUUUAAUCAAAUUUUGUUUUGUUUUUUUAACUUUGUUUAGUUAGUUAAAGGUAAACAAAUACCUUUUAUAAAAAAACAAGUGGGCUAUGCUUUGAAUUUUAUACUGUAGAAAGAAUCUUUUGCAAUAUUUUUCCAUCACAGAAAUGGUAAUGGUAACAAGAAGUGCUCGUCGGAACGCAUGCGAAAUAUUUGAUGAUUCUAGAAACAGCAGCGAUAUGUCUUGCAAUGUACCGCCUUGGUGCUCUUCAGGGAGAGCAUGCGAGAGGAGGCCUCGCAAAAUACCGACGCCAAUAUGCGACAUUCGAUCCCCUUUCGUCUUACGUUCGAACUUCUGGAAAAUUCCGUCCCAAGAUAAAAGCGUACAGAACUCUAGCUGCUCCAAGAAAAGGAAAAUCAAAACCUGUCGAGUAAAACAGCGCGAUAACAUCGGCAAAUGUAGAGUGCUUCUGUUCUUAUUGUGCGCGCUGGCCGGCGGGGUAAUAGUAUGGUUUUGGAGAUAUCAAAACAUAAAUUUGAAUACGAGGAAGGAAAUUAUAUCAUUAUUCGGGCUAGACCAGACAUCGGUAGCUAUAGAUGAGGAAUGUUGUCACAAGAUGAAACAGCUGGCUGCUGCCUUGCUAUUAGCUGAACAAACCUUGAGAAGAGCCAGACGACAUCAUACGCUGAUGCUAACUUCACAUUCUGGAAAAAUUGAGACCCCAAGCACAUCCUUCGAGCCUGACCUAAUAGCCGACGUGGAAGCAACUAAAUCGGGGGGCGAGGAGUGGGGCGGACGAGCGGCGCUGUGGGGCAUAGUGCCUCUGUGGCGGUCGUCGCCGCCGCCCCAGGUGCUGCUGGACACCUCCGCGCCUGCCCCGGGCGACUGCUGGCCGUUUAGCGGUUCUCAGGGCGAGGUGACCUUCCAGUGGAGGGAGACUCGGCGCGUCAGGCGAGUCAGCGUGCAACACGUGCGGCCCGACGCCGCCCGCUCUGCGCCACACCACUUUGCCCUCUAUGGUAUUCUUGAAAACGGAACCUGGGUAAGCGGCAUGUAUGGACAAUACACUUAUGAAGGGCCAGCUAAGCAGUUCUUUACAUUGAGACCUGAAUUCCCACCAGUAAAGCAAGUGGCAUUUAGAGUUAUGUCCAACCAUGGAAAUACUAAAUAUACUUGUGUUUAUCGAGUACAUAUUUAUAAUAAAUAGCAAGUUAUGUUUUUAAAUGUA